AGUCACUUGAGUUCGGUCGUCUGGUCAACAACAGCGGAGAAAGCGAGAAGAAUUGCGUAGAGCCCCGGCGAAUCCCGAGAAUCCCGAAAAUCCGUAGUUCCAAACAUUCCGCCGCGGAGUCGCGAAUCCCAGUAUCCCAGAAACCCGAACCAAAUCAAAAAUGUGCCUUUCAUCCCCGAUUCCCGGUCAAAAACAGGCCACCACAAGCCACUGCAAUGGAUCCUGCAGCCUGGACAGGAACGGAAACCGCAGUGCCACCAGUGCCCCAAAUGGAGAACUAAAGCAUAGAAAACACGCCACAGACGCUGCAUACAACGACACCAAAGACGAGGACAACUUGGGCUACAAGGAGGAGAACGCGGUCUACAAGGAGAACGUCCUCGAGAAGGAGAAGCUGCUGCUGGAGCAGGACCAGAAGUCGAAGGACUCCGUGCUGGAGGAGGAGGAGGAGUACCAUCCGCGCAUCAGAUGGCCGGAUCUCGGGGCCCAAGCCUUCCUGCACAUCGGAGCCCUCUACGGGUUGUACCAGCUCUUCUACGCGAGCUUCUACACAUUCCUCUGGGUGGUGGUCACCGUUUGGGUCUCCGGAAUCGGAAUCACGGCGGGAGCCCACCGCCUUUGGUCGCACAAAUCGUACACGGCCUCGUUGCCCCUAAGGAUUCUGCUGGCCUUCGCCUUCUCCAUCGCGGGUCAGAGAGAUGCCUACACGUGGGCCUUGGACCACAGGAUACACCACAAGUUCUCCGAGACCGACGCCGAUCCACACAACGCCAAGAGGGGCUUCUUCUUCGCCCACGUGGGCUGGCUGUUCCUCACUCCCCAUCCCAAGGUGGUGGCCAAGAGGAAGGUCAUUGACAUGUCCGACUUGGAAGCGGAUGCCGUGUGCAUGUUCCAGAGGAAGUACUACAUCCCGCUCUUCGCACUCUGCUCCAUCAUCCUGCCCGUUGCCGUGCCCUGGUACUUCUGGAACGAGGACCUCUGGAUGUCCUUCUGGAUCAACUUCAACAUGCGCUUCACCUGGACCCUCAACGUGGCCUUCUUCGUGAACAGCGUGGCCCACAUGUACGGCAACAAGCCGUACGACAAGAACCUGAUGUCCACUGAGGCUCCCAUCGUCUCCCUGCUGGCCAUGGGAGAGGGAUGGCACAAUUACCACCACGUCUUCCCCUGGGACUACAAGACGGGCGAGUUCGGAAACUACAGCCUCAACAUCACCACCGGAUUCAUCGACUUUUGCGCCUGGCUGGGCCUGGCCAAAGGACGUAAAUCGGUGUCCCCUGACAUGGUCCUGAGAAGGGCCAGGAAGUGCGGCGACGGAACCCGCUUCCUGAGCGACGACUUCGCCCAUAAGGAUCCAGUGUGGGGCUUUGGGGACAAGGACAUUCCCUGCGAGGAUAUCGUCGAGCUGGCCAAGAUGCAGAACUAAGCCUUGGCCCUGUAUUAUGUUUUCAGCCUGUGGUUUUCCUAGUUUUAAGUUUGUAGCACCAGCCAUGCCUUAUGCUUCUUUAUCCGAUCUGUGUUCUCGUCUGAGAUUUUGCGAUUUAAAGUUGUAAUCCGAUAAGAACUUAGCUCGUUUAACUGGGCAUUUGACCCAUCUCAACCCAUCCCAUCCCGGAUCAUUAGGAUCGUCGUAUAGGGACGCUAAUCUCCCAUCGUUGCUUUCGUUACUUACCUGCGGGUCAAUAAACUAUGUUUUGUAUUAAAAAA
Drosophila ficusphila is the source of this 1707-nucleotide messenger RNA. RefSeq names its product stearoyl-CoA desaturase 5. Lineage: Eukaryota; Metazoa; Arthropoda; Insecta; Diptera; Drosophilidae. Gene Ontology annotation, cellular component: endoplasmic reticulum membrane. The record is from RefSeq and is a predicted model, not a curated record. Gene Ontology annotation, biological process: unsaturated fatty acid biosynthetic process. Gene Ontology annotation, molecular function: iron ion binding; stearoyl-CoA 9-desaturase activity. The transcript has 6 exons. Bases 161 to 1426 code for a protein of 421 amino acids.